AUAUGUUUUCGUAGUCAUGUCACUUUCUUCUAGUUCUUUCUGAAAACUGGGAACUUAAACCGGCGAAGAACAUCAUGACUGGUGGUAGUGGAUACAUGGUAGAAGUUACUGGACUUUCGCCAAAAACCACCGAGAAAGAUCUCCACCAUUUCUUCGCUUUCUCCGGCGCGAUCGAGCACGUUGAAAUCGUUAGGUCUGGUGAUUGUGCUUGUACUGCAUAUGUGACAUUCAAAGAUGCAUAUUCUCAAGAAACUGCUUGCUUGCUUAGUGGAGCCACUAUUUUAGAUCAACGUGUAUGCAUAACGCGUUGGGGGCAGUGCGACGAUGGCUAUGGUUUUUGGAAUCAGCCUUCCUACAACCAUGCCGAUGAGACUGCUUCAGAUACACAACAUAGAGGCCAAUUUGUUUCCUCUGCUGGAGAAGCAGUUACUGCGGCUCAAGAAGUUGUGAAGACCAUGCUAGCAAAGGGAUAUGUUCUCAGUAAGGACGCAUUGGCUAAGGCUAGAGAGUUCGACGAAUCUCAUCAGGUUUCUGCGACUGCAACAGCGAAAGUUUCUGAACUGAGCGAGAGACUUCGCCUCGCUGACAAGAUAUCAGCAGGUGUUGGAGCUGUGAAAUCUGUGGAUCAGAAAUAUAAUGUCUCUGAAACAGCCAGGUCAGCUGCAUCUGCAACUGGAAGAUCGGUGGCAGCCGCCGCGGACUCUGUAGUAAAUAGUAGCUAUUUUUCGAAGGGAGCAUUGUGGCUGUCAGGUGCUCUAACCCGAGCAGCUCAUGCUGCUUCUGACUUGGGUGCUCGUGGCGGUGGUCAGCACUGAGUAUUCUUGUCUACCUCUUCCUCUACAGAAUAGCUUUUGUGAAAAAAUAAAUCCAUAUUAGUUUAAAAUAGUAUUAGUUUUACAUGUAUGUAGAAUUGUUGAUCUUGAUACUUAUAUGUAAAGUUAACAAUAGAAAUUCUGUACAAGGCCACAGCUUAGUUAACUGUUGCCUCAACGGGAUUACCAUAACGUGAUGAUUGUAUGGAUACUAAGGUUGUAGUUUCUACAAGUUAGCAAAACAGACUUGGUUAGGAUGAAUGAUACAGCUAACUUAAAAUUUCAA
Arachis duranensis is the source of this 1098-nucleotide messenger RNA. Its product is annotated as binding partner of ACD11 1. The transcript has 5 exons. The record is from RefSeq and is a predicted model, not a curated record. The coding region runs from base 75 to 815 and encodes 246 amino acids. Gene Ontology annotation, molecular function: RNA binding. NCBI's taxonomy places the organism in Eukaryota, Viridiplantae, Streptophyta, Magnoliopsida, Fabales, Fabaceae.